AGAAAUCUCUUUCCUUCUAUGUGGGCAUAGAACAUUCUGAAACAGUAUUCUUCCCAGCAAACACAAGGGCUUUGAAAUGCUGCAUGAUAUUUAGACGAAGCACGUUCCUCUCUGGCGUAAGGGGCAUAAAUGUCACAUCAACGUUUUAGGCUGUGUUGCUGUUUCCUUGGUUUCAAACUGAGGGGAGAAGAAGCACCAGAGCAGAUAAGAAGUGUUUUUGAGAAUUACUCUGAUGAGAAUGGAAUCAUGACUGCUGAUAACUUACUUAAGUUCUUGAAGGAGUUUCAGAAAGAGAAUGAGGCAACCAUUGAGACAGCAGAAAAGAUUUUGCGCGAGGUGAAGCGUCUCAACCAUUUCCAUCACAAGGGUUUGGUCAUUGACGAGUUUUUUCGGUAUCUCCUUAAUGAUGAUCUGAACAAUGCCCUCAAAACAACGGUUCACCAUGACAUGAAUGCUCCCUUGGCGCAUUACUUUAUAUUCACCGGGCAUAACUCUUAUCUCACUGGAAAUCAAAUUUGCAGUAAAAGCAGUGUCGACCCAAUAGUGAAAGCACUUAAGAGAGGCGUGCGAGUGAUCGAAUUGGACCUUUGGCCUAAUUCAAAAAUGAAUGACAUCAUCGUUUGGCAUGGCGGGACCUUUACGUCUAAAGUUAAACUGAUUAAGUGUUUGAAAGCCAUCAAAAACUUUGCAUUUGUUGCUUCUGCAUAUCCUCUUAUAAUAACUUUUGAAGAUCACCUUAAAGCCGACCUUCAAGCUCAAGUGGCAAAGGUUGUUGUUCUUGUUGCUGUUGUUGUUAGAGUACGAUUUAACUUUAAACGAAUAAUGUCUGAAGAACCUCUAAAUGUGCAGAUGGUGAAACAGAUUUUUCAAGAGAUGCUGUUUUGUCCAGAAUCAGAUCUAACUGAGUUUCCUUCACCAGAAUCUUUGAAGGGAAGAAUAGUGAUUUCAACAAAGCUGCCAAGGAAAUACUCAAAAUCUGGGACUCUAAUUGAACCACAUACCAUAAAUGAGACCAUUUCUUCUAGAAAUGAACUUCUGUCGAUUCACGGGUCUCAACAUCUGCAAGCUGAAGAAAUUCUAGAGGGCAAUGCUGAUGAUGAAGAUGGACUUGAGAGAACUCCCGAAUACAAAAAUGUGAUUGCCAUCCAUGCUAGUAAGCUCAAUGGCAGUAAACACAAUUUACCCAGCCAUGAUCACAAAGUUACUCGUCUUAGCAUGAGUGAAGAAACACUUAAGCAUGUUGUGAACAUCCACGGGAGGGAACUUAUCGGGUUUACACAACGGAACUUCCUGAGAGUAUAUCCCAAGGGCAGUCGCAUUACAUCAUCGAAUUAUAAUCCUUUAAUAGGAUGGACGCAUGGAGCUCAGAUGGUUGCAUUUAACAUGCAGGGACAUGAAAAGCAUCUUCGGAUCAUGCAAGGAAUGUUCAGGGCUAAUGGUGGCUGUGGGUAUUUGAAAAAACCAGCUUUUCUAUUGGGCGACGGAGACUGUGGUGAAGUUUUUCACCCCUCAGCCUUGACAGUAAAAACAACUCUCAAGGUUAACAUAUACAUGGGAGAGGGGUGGCGCGAAGACUUCCACUUCAGACAUUUUGAUUAUUGUUCGCCGCCGGAUUUCUAUGCAAAGGUGAAGAUUGUAGGAGUGUCUUGCGAUCGCACGAAAUCAGAGAGAACAAAGAAGAUAGACGAUCAGUGGUUGCCAUCAUGGAAUGGGAAAGAGUUUGAGUUCCCAUUGCGCGUUCCUGAACUGGCAUUGCUUCUUGUUGCAGUCAAAGAUCAUGACCCUGCCGGAGGAGAUGAAUUUGGCGGGCAGACCUGCCUGCCCGUUUCUGAGUUGAAGACUGGCUUUCGAUGUGUUCCUUUGUAUGACCGCCGUGGUGACAAAUACUCACACGUCAAGCUCCUCAUGGGUUUUCAGUUUGUUUGAAUUGCUUUGUUUCUCUCUCUCUUUUUGGUUCAUUCUUUUCGCUCUACACUUGCAGGAGUUCUGCAUUUGUAUCUAUAUAAGAAUCCUUGAACUUGUUCAUAUGACCGGAUGAUAAUAAUUCUAUGAAUAAUGCUAAAAAUCAGUCACGUGUGCUCCUACGAAUGACAAUCAUAGAUGAUUUUAUUAUGGUCUGUGCCUGCAAAUGAUUGUCUUUAUGUUAUAAAUCAUCUGUUAUUUU
This is a messenger RNA of Cuscuta campestris, 2164 nucleotides long. Lineage: Eukaryota; Viridiplantae; Streptophyta; Magnoliopsida; Solanales; Convolvulaceae. The record is from the annotation of a GenBank genome assembly.